This is a messenger RNA of Exophiala spinifera, 2121 nucleotides long. Its product is annotated as glycogen [starch] synthase. The coding region runs from base 1 to 2121 and encodes 706 amino acids. Lineage: Eukaryota; Fungi; Ascomycota; Eurotiomycetes; Chaetothyriales; Herpotrichiellaceae. The transcript is spliced from 5 exons. Gene Ontology annotation, biological process: glycogen biosynthetic process. The record is from RefSeq and is a predicted model, not a curated record. Gene Ontology annotation, cellular component: cytoplasm. Gene Ontology annotation, molecular function: alpha-1,4-glucan glucosyltransferase (UDP-glucose donor) activity.
AUGAACGGACACUCGACCAAGAGAGACAUCAAGAACCAUCUCCUGUUCGAGAUUGCUACCGAGGUUGCUAAUCGAGUGGGGGGUAUCUAUUCGGUGCUCAAGUCGAAAGCUCCCGUCACAACCGCCGAGUAUGGGGACAAGUAUACGCUGAUAGGACCAUGGAACAAGAACUCGGCUGCGGUGGAAGUAGAGGCACUCGAGCCCCCGGCCGGUCCUCUGCGAGAGACGAUAGCAUCGAUGCAAGAACGAGGGAUCGAGCUGUUGUACGGAAGGUGGCUGAUCGAAGGCGCUCCGCGAGUUCUCCUUAUAAACACCGGGACCGGCUAUCGCUGGCUGGAUGAAUGGAAAGGGGAUCUUUGGUCUAUAGCUGGGAUCCCCUCUCCUGCUGGAGACAACGAAACAAACGAGGCUAUCGUAUUUGGCUACCUUGUGGCUUGGUUCUUGGGAGAAUUCAUCUCGCGCGAAAGGGAUCGUGCAGUCAUUGCCCACUUCCACGAAUGGCUUGCUGGAGUAGCUCUCCCUCUAACGAAGAAACGACAGAUGGAUCUCACCACCAUUUUCACCACACAUGCCACUCUCCUAGGCCGAUAUCUCUGCGCUGGUUCGGUCGAUUUCUACAACAACCUGCAAUGGUUCGAUGUCGACGCAGAAGCCGGCAAACGAGGCAUCUACCACAGAUACUGCAUCGAAAGAGGCGCUGCUCAUUCCGCCGAUGUCUUCACCACCGUCUCCCACAUUACAGCCUUCGAGAGCGAGCAUUUGCUGAAGCGCAAGCCCGACGGCGUCCUUCCCAACGGCUUGAACGUGAAGAAAUUUUCCGCUGUGCAUGAAUUCCAAAAUCUCCACUCGAUACAGAAGGAAAAGAUACAUGAGUUUGUGCGCGGCCACUUCUAUGGUCACCUUGAUUUCGACUUGGAGAAUACUCUAUACUUCUUCACCGCCGGAAGAUACGAGUAUCGAAACAAAGGAGUCGACAUGUUCAUCGAGUCUUUGGCACGGCUGAACCAUAGACUAAAGGUCACCGGCUCAAAACUCACCGUGGUUGCCUUCCUCAUCAUGCCCGCGCAGACAACAUCCUUGUCGGUUGAUUCUCUCAAGGGCCAGGCCGUCACCAAGGCGUUGUCCGACACCGUUUCCAACAUCGAGCGUGGCAUCGGGCGCCGACUGUUCGAGCGCUCUGUUCACUGGAAGGAGGGAGAUCCCAUGCCCGAUGACAAAGAACUCAUCACCCCAGCUGAUCGGGUGAUGCUCCGACGUCGUCUCUUUGCCAUGAAACGACACCAUCUGCCGGCUAUUGUGACGCACAACAUGGUGAACGACUCGGAAGACCCUGUCCUCAAUCAACUACGCCGGGUCCAGCUCUUCAACUCGCCCUCUGAUCGUGUCAAAGUGGUGUUCCACCCCGAAUUCUUGAACUCGUCAAAUCCCGUCUUGUCGCUGGACUACGACGAUUUUGUCCGCGGCACUCACCUUGGCGUCUUUGCCUCGUACUAUGAGCCUUGGGGGUACACUCCUGCCGAAUGCACGGUGAUGGGUGUACCGUCCAUCACCACGAACCUGUCUGGUUUUGGUUGUUACAUGGAGGAACUCAUUGAGAAUUCAGCAGACUAUGGCAUUUACAUCGUCGACAGACGUCUCAAGGGCGUCGACGACUCGGUCAACCAGCUGACAGAUUACAUGUUCGAGUUUGCCAACAAGAGUCGGAGACAGCGCAUCAACCAGCGGAAUCGGACUGAGCGGCUCAGUGAUCUUCUUGACUGGAAACGAAUGGGCAUGGAGUAUGUGAAGGCUCGACAACUUGCACUGCGACGCGCGUAUCCUGCGUCGUUUGAAGACGCCGACGAGUUUGACGAUAUCAUUGGUGGCACUGAGCAGAAGAUCUCGAGACCAUUGUCGGUGCCCGGCUCACCCAGAGACAGAUCUGGAAUGAUGACCCCAGGGGAUUUUGCUUCUUUGCAAGAAGGUAAAGAAGGGCUGAGCACGGAAGACUACAUCGCAUGGCGAUUGCCUGAGGAAGAGGAGCCGGAUGACUACCCGUUCCCGCUUACGCUCAAGACAAGAAAGGCCCCGGGCGAAUUGGACUCUCCAGCACCCCUGGUCGGAGGUAUGAAUGGUUCGUGA